AUGACUCUAUGGGGUCAAGAUACUGUCAAGGAUGUUGCCGAAUCAGUCGGUAUCCUCAACCUUAACAAGGAUGUCAAUCAAGCACUCUGUCGAGAUGUUGAAUACCGAAUAUCGCAAGUGCUGCAAGAAGCCCUCAAACUCAUGAAGCACGCGCGGAGGACGAUCCUGUGGUCGCAAGACAUUUCCAACGCCCUACGCAUGCUCGAUGUCGAACCGCUAUAUGGAUACGAAUCUACGAGACCUCUGAAGUAUGGGGAAGCAUCACUGGGACCUGGUCAACCACUGUUCUACGUGGAAGACGAAGAGAUGGACUUUGAAAAAUUGAUCAACGCGCCGCUACCCAAGGUGCCGAGGGAGAUCUCUUUUACUGCACACUGGCUUGCCGUUGAGGGUGUUCAGCCAUCGAUUCCACAGAAUCCCACAUCGAAUGAAGCAAGAAACCUUGAGCUAUUGCCUAAAGGACCUAAUGCCAACCCUGCCCUCGCAGCAAUGACUGGUGCGGACAGCACUACAACCAAACCACAAGUCAAACACAUUCUAUCGAAAGAACUACAGCUAUACUUCGAGAAGGUGUGCAGUUCUGUGCUGGACGAGACACAACCAGAAUACCAGACGGCUGGCCUUGCGAGUCUGAAGGACGAUCCAGGUCUCCAUCAACUAGUGCCAUACUUUGUGCAAUUUGUGGCUGAAAAAGUCACACAUAAUCUGAAGGAUUUGUUUGUCCUCACACAGAUGAUGCUUCUCACCGAGGCAUUGACAAGGAACUCCAAGCUGAACCUUACCCCCUACGUUGCAUCGAUGAUCCCACCGGUGUUGACAUGUCUAACAGGUCGCUCUCUCGGCGCAGGAUCAGAAUCAAUGGAACACUUUGAACUCCGAGACCUGGCCGCGUCCUUACUCGGACACCUCUGCAACAAAUACUCCAAGUAUUCCCACAACCUCAAGCCACGAGUGGCUCGGUCAUGUCUCAAGACAUUCUUGGACCCCAAAAAGCCCAUAGGCAGCCACUAUGGGGCAAUCCUGGGUCUGAAGGCAGUGGGAGGGGCAGAAGGCGUUCGCCAACUAAUUCUUCCCAAUCUCAAGGCGUACGGAGAACUAUUGCAGGAGAGUCUACAGGAUGGCAGCAAGAGGAACGACGAGGUUGAGAAGGUGCUCAAAGCGAUCAUCAACUCGCUGGGUAUGCUAGUGGAUGACGACCUUCCCACGUUGAAUGGUCACGCGUAUGAGCCGGCGCAGGAUCAACGCACGAAACUCAAUGGUCUACUGGGUGAGUUGAUCGGAUCACGGAUAGCGGAUUUGGGUCAUCAGCCAUUGGUCAAAGUCAUUCUGGAGGGGGAUCUCGCUGGUUUCUGA
Molecule: messenger RNA, 1353 nt
Organism: Exophiala bonariae
Lineage: Eukaryota; Fungi; Ascomycota; Eurotiomycetes; Chaetothyriales; Herpotrichiellaceae
Exons: 3
Coding region: 1-1353 (450 amino acids)
Biological process (GO): RNA polymerase II preinitiation complex assembly; transcription initiation at RNA polymerase II promoter
Cellular component (GO): SAGA complex; SLIK (SAGA-like) complex; transcription factor TFIID complex
Molecular function (GO): transcription coactivator activity; RNA polymerase II general transcription initiation factor activity; protein heterodimerization activity
Source: RefSeq, a predicted model, not a curated record